This is a messenger RNA of Huiozyma naganishii CBS 8797, 2745 nucleotides long. RefSeq lists its product as uncharacterized. Bases 1 to 2745 code for a protein of 914 amino acids. NCBI's taxonomy places the organism in Eukaryota, Fungi, Ascomycota, Saccharomycetes, Saccharomycetales, Saccharomycetaceae. The transcript has a single exon. Gene Ontology annotation, molecular function: DNA-binding transcription factor activity, RNA polymerase II-specific; zinc ion binding; DNA binding. Gene Ontology annotation, biological process: regulation of DNA-templated transcription; DNA-templated transcription. The record is from RefSeq and is a predicted model, not a curated record.
AUGGCUGCAUCCCCGGGGCAGGCGGACGGUGCCGCUGCUGGGCGGUUUCUCGCUGGAGAACUAGAGAAUGUGCCGAGUAUGGCAGUGGGCGAUGCCGCAUCGCAGUACGUGACGGGUGCGGGUGGGCAGAAAGUGGGCCCAGGUGGUGCUGGGCAGACUGCUGGGGCGCAGUUUAUGUACGGGCCACAGGUGUACCCGUUCGUGGGCAACCAGCCCUGGCAGGGUGGUGCGCAGCAGCAUGGGUUUGUGCAGGUGCCGUCUCCGCAACAACAACAGCAGAUGCAGUAUACGGAACCGUUGCCCGCGCAACUGCUGCUUAAGAGAUCGAACAGGGCGUGUGACGCGUGCAGGAAGAAGAAGAUCAGGUGUGUAGCCUCGGAGACGGGUCCAGACAGGUGCGUCCACUGCCUGAAACAUGGUUUGUUUUGCACUUUCGAGUUCCAUAUCGAGUUGGAGAGGAAGAAACUGCUCCACAGGCACAAGAGACGGAAAUUCCGAAACCGGGCGGAUGUGACACAGUUGCACCCCGAGCGGAAUAUAGAUCUGCACGAGGGUGGUCCGUCCGCAUCGGACUCGACCGCGGCUGUAGAGAAAAUAGCAAGGAAAUUGUACGUCCUCGACGGGAUCGCUACAAACGUGAGAAGGCUCGUCAACGAGUCUCUGAAGGACGUCGAUAAGCCAACCGUCGAUGAAGAUUUUCUGCCAAGGUGCACGGACAAACAGUACACAACCAGUCUCAUAACGGCGCAGAAACUGAAGUGGAUGUCAAAGAAACUUGGCAGAAGCUCGGAUAGUGAGUUUUUCCGACCGCUGCGGGACACGUACUUGAAUGGAUCCAAACUGUACUUGAUGCAGUUCAAAAAACUGAACAAUUUUACGGGACUCUUGCCCAAAGACGAGGAGGGGAACUACCAGCUGUUCGAAUUGCCGCCAAGAGAGCAAGCGAAACGACUCAUGGAAAAUUUCUUCGAGGCACUCCUUUACACCAUUGCCUCUAUGGUGACGGAAGAGGAAUGUUUCCAGUUGCUCGAUAAAUACUACGAUGGCGAGACUUUAUCCUUUAAUAAAAGGUUCCUACUGAACACAUGCCUAUGUCUCGGAGCAAACGCAUCGCUGUUGAUCAAUACAGAAGAGGCAUACUCCUUGAGAAAGGACAAUUACCUCCCCAGUUCAAUGGGUCUACGGCGCAUUGAGCACAAACUAUCCGUGAAUGUGCUCUACUACUAUAAUCGCAUUGUGAUCCACUCCUCUGAUAUCACGAUUUUGAAGGGGCUGUUACUGUGGAAGAAAUAUAUCGAAUGUAACUUCGGAUUGGAGGUCGCAUACACUGUGCUGAGCAAAGCCGUCUCCGUCGCGAUAUCCCUAGGGAUGCAUAGAGCCUCUUACUACAACUCCUUCUCGAUGUCAGAGGCAUACGUCAGAAGGGUUGUCUGGUUCUACUGUCUGUCGUCAGACUCAAUUUACGCAAUUCGACUUAACACAACACCACUGAUUCACAAAGAUGUGACAGAUGUUUUCUCCAACGAAAAACGCUUGAAACACAUCCAAAAGCUCUGUACUAUGGACGAAUUAAAGAACCACAUCACAGAAAUAGUAACUUUCGAGGACGCCUUCAACUUCACUCUAAAUCACGCACAGUUGCUAAUGAUGCCCAUAUCCUAUUACUGUUUACAGUUGUUCGACUUAGAGAAGGACGCUCAACACGCUUGCUUCAGCCUUAAAAGCAUUUCAGGGAAAACUUUCAAGACUGUCUUUGACAACGCAAUGAAAGUGAAGGAAAGUUUGAAAGAAUGGAACGAUCAGUUGCACCCUCUUAUGAAACUAGAGAGUUUCAGAGAGUACUAUAAAAUCCUAUGCCAACAAAACAAUGGCGGGGCAAGAGAGUUACAAUUCGAGAUCGUUUGCGCCCGAAUCCUAAUAUACCAUUGCAGGUACUUUUCGAUAGCAAUUAUUGUCGACCUGUUUCUUCUCUCCUUAAUCAAUGAUAAUAGGCACUGCUUUGAGGGGAAGGACCCAGCACCGCUGGAAGAAAAACUGAGAAGUGAAUACUUGGAAAAUGCAAGGAAGACGGUAAAAAUAUUCACUAGUAUCAAAAAUGAACCCUUUCUUUACAGCGAAAUCAUUUAUUUCUUCUACACAGCCGUCUUCACGCUCAUAUUUCGUCUCGUGGAACAGAUCGAUGACAAAUCUCGAGAUCUAGAAAACGCUUACCUUUUGGAGUUACUGCAGACAACGCAUACGUAUCUCGUCGGUACAGACGGUACUGCUUCGAUCUGUGAUAACAUCAAAUGGAACCUGCAACUUUUCCAUUUCACGCUACUGUUAAAGAUGAUUGUAGUGUAUCUUGAGGAGAAGAACGCCUUUGUGAAGGUGUUUCCGUACAAGGCCCACUGGUAUGACACUAUCCUUCAGCAACUUGUUGCCACAUCAACAGCUGUGAAGAACGCGCAAUUCAAAAUGUUGAGUCCCUAUAUCACGCAUAACAGAAUCUCCACCUUUGCCUCUCGGAUGCGGAAGGAAUACGGGCGUAACUUUGUACUCUUUUUGCGUUUCAAAGAGAUACCCAUUUCGUUGGAACGAAAGGAGAACAUGGCGCCUAUUCCUGAUUAUUCACUGUUCCCUGUGGCAGACGAAGAAAUAGAUGAUUCCCAGGACGACUGUCUGGAUUAUUUGUCGUCCCAAUCGUACUUCUGUGACCGUGAUGUCAGUUUCCUCAAGAUUUUCCGCGAAUGGGAUGUUUUGUGA